Messenger RNA from Cyphellophora europaea CBS 101466, 1515 nucleotides. RefSeq lists its product as uncharacterized. NCBI's taxonomy places the organism in Eukaryota, Fungi, Ascomycota, Eurotiomycetes, Chaetothyriales, Cyphellophoraceae. The transcript has a single exon. The record is from RefSeq and is a predicted model, not a curated record. Gene Ontology annotation, biological process: Golgi to plasma membrane protein transport. Gene Ontology annotation, cellular component: trans-Golgi network. Bases 1 to 1515 code for a protein of 504 amino acids.
AUGUCACAGCCCACCAGCGCCGUACAACCAGGCCGCAGCCUCGGUUGGAUAACGCUUGGCUCAUCUCUGCACAGCAUUGUCUCCAGAGUCAAGUCGCUGCCACAGACCUAUCCCAAGAUUGAUUUGUCAUACUCGUCUUCUCAGCCUCUGGUCCAACCUGUGAUCCUGAAUCUGCCUGCGAAUGGCUUGCGUCUUCGCUUUGACGGACCAGAUCAACGCUUACGGCUGAUUGAAGUGUUGGACUUCUCUGCCUCAUCCAUCACCUACAAGAGUACAGAUCUCGUGAAGCGCUCCAAAUCGUCUGACGACGACCAAGUAUCAGGCCUGUCCUCCCAGCGCCCGACUUUCAAGCACAUCUACAAUCGCCUCUUCGGACCAGCUUACGAAGGCGAAUACCUCCCUCCCGAUCCAGGCCACUCCAUAGGUACAUAUACCCUCUCAUAUCCUGGUCUGGCCUUCACAUUUCCGGUCCAGCAUAAGUCAUGGUCAGACAAAGCAGACUUCGUGUCCAUUCUGUCUUCUGUAGCGACAGGUCCUGCCAUCUCAAUGGCUAUCUUUUCCGGUCCCUCAUGGCCUGAGGCACGCUCGAUCCUAUUCAACAAGGUCGCCGCCCAGCCACGAUCAACUUCUGUGAAUGGCAAAGCCUCAGAUGGUUUGCCCGACGACAUCGAUGAUGUCAAGUUGUAUGGUGCUGGGCGCUUAGAGUUCGUGAGAAGAGGCGCGCCUAGCACAAUGGUACAGCUCAAUGAAACUACUCCACAAUCUUUGAUUGCGGAGUUCGGUCCGCCUGAUGCCAUCUACCGCAAGAAUGACAACAGGAUAUCAAUCCACGCGGGUCAAAGAACAUCUUCGAGGAGAGGUUCAAGCUUGUCGCCAGCCUUGGAUCCAACUGCUGUCGACACAGAUCAUUCUUCUCUCCAGAGCUACACAGAUGACUCUGAUGUGGAACCGUCAGAUUCUGCCCGAAGCUCAACAGGCGGGCAGAACCUUGAGUGCUUCUACAACUACUUCUACCACGGCUUUGAUGCCCUCGUUACCUACCCAGCGAGCAAGUCUCCGGCUUUUCCUGGGGUUCUCCAUGCGGACAUCAGCGAUGUAGACUCAUCACAUCUCGUGGUUACGAAGAUUAUCCUCCAUGGCAACGUGCCUGGCUCGUAUUCCUUCAACCGGCAUCGUAGGUGUCGAUGGAGUAUCCACACAACUAUUGAUGCGAGUUCUCCAGCUUUCAACUCAGAAAUGCCGUUCUCCGAGGUAUCAGAAUUGAUGAAGGACGUUUGGCGCGAGUCAUACGGCAGCUCGGAGGAGGAAAGACAGAUGCAGCGUGGAAUGGUGUUAAAUCGCGGUUGGGGUCAGAGUCCAGACAGUUCUAUUGAGCUGCUCGGCGGCUUCGAUGAUGCACCUAUCAAGCAGCAGGGACAGGCUGCGGUCAUGAAUAACACGGAUCUCUUCGGCUUCCCAGGUAUGUUGUUUGAGGUGCUGAAGAACGAUUCAAUCAGCGCCUUGACUGUCUACUGA